Messenger RNA from Thamnophis elegans (Western terrestrial garter snake), 3135 nucleotides. It is a transcript of the gene TSLIG1, whose product is annotated as zinc finger and BTB domain containing 8 opposite strand. Gene Ontology annotation, biological process: tRNA splicing, via endonucleolytic cleavage and ligation. Bases 20 to 511 code for a protein of 163 amino acids. The transcript is spliced from 7 exons. NCBI's taxonomy places the organism in Eukaryota, Metazoa, Chordata, Lepidosauria, Squamata, Natricidae. Gene Ontology annotation, cellular component: tRNA-splicing ligase complex. The record is from RefSeq and is a predicted model, not a curated record.
AACAGAGCAGCCCGGCCCCAUGGCGGACGACGGGCGGGACUACGACUUGACCGAGGCGCAGCAGGGAGUCAAGGCCAAAUACCCGGCCAUCCAGAAGAAGUACGAAUAUCUGGAUCAUACGGCUGAUGUGCAGUUGCAUGCCUGGGGUGAUACCUUGGAAGAGGCAUUUGAACAAUGUGCUAUGGCCAUGUUUGGCUACAUGACAGACACGGAAACAGUUGAACCUCUUGACACAGUAGAAGUGGAAGCGGAAGGACAUGAUAUGCUCUCUCUUCUCUUUCAUUUCCUCGAUGAGUGGCUCUAUAAAUUCAGCGCUGAGGAGUUUUUCAUACCCAGAGAAGUGAAAGUGCUUCACAUCGACCCAAUACAUUUCAGGAUACGAUCUAUUGGGUGGGGAGAAGAGUUCUCUUUGCAGAAGCAUCCCCAGGGGACAGAAGUCAAAGCAAUCACGUAUUCAGCCAUGCAGGUCCUGGAAGAAGGAAAAGAAGUUUUUGUCAUAAUCGAUAUUUAAAGAAAGGUUAUUCUGCUGGACGCUUCCUCUGCAGCCGGCCCUUGGAGCCACAGGGAUAGUUUUCAGGAGGAACACAGAAGCCAGUCAGUCCAGAAACCCAAAAGCCAGGAGAAAGGAGCAUGCGACAGCCAUUGAGAAGAUAAUUUUUCAGUGAAAGCCAGAGAUGAAAUUGUUAGCUGUUUCAUGACAAAAUGGAAAUGAACUAGGAUCAAUUAUUUUCUUGUUUUAAUUUUGCUAUUUCCUGCACUUCCCCUUUGGAGAAUAUGUUGUUGAAUAUCCAUUUGCUUUAUGCACUAAUUGCAGCCAGUCAAUUACACUUAGUCACCCCCUCCCUUAUGUAGUCAUAAGAAACAUUGGAAGAUGUAGUUCUCCUGCAACCCUCCUGCAGUCACGCUCUCCGUGAUCAGGUGGCUGUGAAAGCACAGCUUAUAUCUUCUGCUCUCCUUGAUAAAUUCUUUCCUAGCCUCCAUGACUGCUUCCAGCGGUGUGGUGAGAUAGCAUCAGCACUGGUGCAAUUAUGGUUUGCACGGAUGAGAAGUUAUCAAGAGGAUCUGCUACUCACACUGUUGGAGAACGUAUGGCAUGGUUAAAACAAGUAGUCCACAGAUAUUGACGAGAACACAUAAGUUGCGUCAUACAGAUAGUUCUUGACUUAUGACAGUUCAAUUAACGACAGUUCAAAGUUAUGAUGGGCUCAGAAAGUCUUCACACUUAUGACCAUUAGUACAUGGUCAUGUAAUUGCAUGAUUGAGGUUUGCCAUCUUUCCAGCCAGUUUGUGGCAAGCGGUGUCAGUUGUGGAAGCUGGAUCUCUUAUCAAAUGCAGUGAUUGUAAAAUUGGGUCCAAUUAGUUGAUGAGUUGCUUUACAACCACACUAACGUAUUACAGAAAGUCCAACCCCAGUUGUGAUUGUCAAUCGAGGACUAUCGCUCAAAUGUCAACCAAAAUCAGAGCUAUGGUGGUCUUACUAAAGCUAAGAAAUGUCUUUGUAUAAAAUAAUACGUAAAGAAUGUAUAUUGCGUGCAUCCUCUGGUGGAGAACUGGGUUGUCAAGCAUGAGCUGAGUGUUUGAAGUCUCCCUGAAGCGACUCAGUAGUGUUGAGGUCAUGAGACUGACAGCCACUCCAGAACUCUUGCCCUUUUUGGGGAGGUCACUGUCAUGUUGGGAAGUCCAGGUGGUGCCCGUGUGCAGCUUUGGAGCUGAUGAAUGCAAAUUGUCAUCCUGUAUUUUCUGAUGAGAUGUUGUCUUCCUCUUGCCAUUGAUUUGGACUGCUGUCGAAUCUCCCCACCCCAAAGCAACAGAGACCCACCCCCAGGCUUCCUGGGAGAGUUGGGUCUGCGUCUCCACAGGCCUUGUGGAUUCCUCUGCAAGUGUUUAUGUCCAUUUGCGGCUAUAAUGUUCAAUUUUGGCCUCAUCGUCCCAGAUGAUUUUGUUCGGGAGGUUUCAAGGCUCCUCCAGAUGCCGUCUGGCAUAUUGCAAGUGAGCUGCUUUGGGCGUAGGUGCAUCGACGGCAACCCUGCCCAUGUCCCAUUUUUGUUCCAGGAGCUCCUUGCUCCUCCUGAAGCAGCCACACUGCGCGGCCUCUGAGAAGCCUGUGUGCCCAUGAAAGCCACUUCUGGGGUUUUCCUUCCAGCCCAGCAGAUCUUGCAGCAGUUUUGUCUGACAUCUUUCUUGGUCUACCCAGCUGGCUCAGUAUUAGCAGAGCCCCUCAUUCCCCACUUCUGGGUCAGAGUCUGAGCAGCACCGUUUGGCAUUUUCAAAUCUUUGGAUCUCUUUUUAGAUCCUUUUCCUGACUAUGAAGCAGAGUUGCCUCCUCACAAAUCCUUUCGCUUUCCCCCGGCUUCUCUUAAGCCACACAGUCCUGGAUUUAUUUUUUUUAAUGCAUGAGUGUUUCUUGGGACCAAAGAAACUCAUUGACUGCUGUUAAACGAGAAAGUUCUGGGUUCAAGUGUGACUUGAGUUAUGAAGGAGCACAUUGAACAACUGUUUGGAGUGGAGUAUGGUUUAUUAGGCUACUCUUGAAGUUGGCACAGGCAAAAGGGCAGUAAGGUUUCUAGUAAAGUCGUCCCAGUGUUUGAAAGGUGCAGACAGAGAGGUGGGAAUUUUGGUAGAAGGAAUGCCAUCCUUCCUUAUUCUUUAUCUAGGUCUUUGGUUGUCUGGUGUUGAGGGGAAAACAUCUUGUGUAUCCUGGGAGAUUGUCUUUCCUAUUAAGAAACCGGCACUUAUCAACUUCUUAAAGGGAAAGCAGCACUGCAUUUCAGCCUCCACCUCAAUCUAGCCUGAAGGGAUUGGGGGGGGGGGUGUUCUUCUGCAACCUUCAGCUUCUUUCUAAUGGUUGGUUAUUAGCUGGAGAGUCAGGAGAGAUGAUCUGCCUGUGGAAUGGGGGCUGGCAUGGAUGGUAUUUUCCCCCUUUUCCCCUCCUGUUAUGUUUCCACAAUACACUAAUUACACUGAAACAAGGCAUAGAUACUUGCCACUGACUAUCACGCCCAAAUAAUCAAGGGUAUGCAAACUUUUGAACAGGGCUGUUUUAUUAUUUCCUUUAUUGCUAUGGUUUAUUUAAUGAUUGCACUGAUAGUUUAUAUUUUAAUCACAUUACAAAUAAAUAUAUUUUAUUUGCUUCUU